CAUAUAUUUUUCUUUCCCACUUGUAUCAGUCUUCUUGCCUCCCUCUGUCUCUCUUCAUCUCCAUGGCUAGCAGUAUCUUCUUCAUCCUCUAAUGUAAAAAGAUCAGACUUUUUCAUCUUUGAUUACAAACAAUAUCGAUUUAUGAAUCAUCACUUUAUGCUUGAAUAUUACUUGCUAUAUAUCGAACAACAGCAUUGAAGUUAUGGUCAGAGGUAAAGGAAAGGUGGGGAAGAAACAGAUGGACAUUGGCAGCGAGGAUGAAAAGAAGGUGGUUCCAGUACAGAGGAGAAGAGGGCGUCCAUUGAAAUCGUUGAAAGGUGAAGUUCAGGAAAAAGAGGUUGAAAAUGUAGGAGAUUCUGAAAAUGCAAAGAGCUCCAUCAGUAUUAGUACUAGUAAUGAAUUGAAGAAUUCAACCACGGUUAAUGGAAGGAAGAGGAAGAGGUCUUCUAUUGUUAAGGAAACUCCUCCUGCUGAUUCAAAUGGUGGGGAAAAGAAUGGGGCGGAUAAUGAUGAUUCAUCGAGAACAGUUGGAUUCAGACAAAACGGGAGCAGGAGAAAAAAUAAGCCUCGUCGAGCUGCUGAAGUGGGUGUUGAAUGCAAUUGAGGCUUUCUAUGCUUUUUGUUUGCUUGAUUUCUAGCUAUUACUACAUACACAAACAGAAAUGAUGUUCUUGAUUUUUGUAUUUGAUUUGUUGUAUUUCCUAACUACUCAGCCCGAGAUUCAUGUUAGUUUCUUGUUGGGCAGGUGGGACAUAAUGAAUGGCAAUCACUUAUAUCGGUUUCCCUUUUCUAAAAA
Molecule: messenger RNA, 796 nt
Organism: Impatiens glandulifera
Lineage: Eukaryota; Viridiplantae; Streptophyta; Magnoliopsida; Ericales; Balsaminaceae
Exons: 2
Coding region: 203-604 (133 amino acids)
Source: RefSeq, a predicted model, not a curated record